AUGAAACAGUUAAAACUUACAGGUUUUGUUAUUUUCUUGUUCUUUUUGACUGAAUCCCUAAUACUAUCCACAAAGCCUCAAGAUGUAGAUGAUGUCAGUAUUACCCAGAAAUUUAUAGAGGAGAAUGUUGGAUAUAUCACCAUCAUCGUAUUUGCUCAAUAAAUUCAGGAGGCUUCCUUUGAAGAAGUAGAGAUGUUGGUAAAAACCAUGACAGAAUAUAGAGAUAAAUGCUUGGCUGACACGAUACUCCCAGAGUGUGCGAAAUUAGCUAAUGAUGUUUUACUAGAAAAUAUAUGUGCUUUGGAAGGACUGCCACAAAAGCAUAAUUUUUCACACUGCUGCAGUAAGGUUGACUUGGAAAAAAAACUUUGUUUCUUCCAUAAUAAGAAAGCAGAUGUCGGAUUUUUGCCUCCUCUUCCUACCUUGGAUCCUGAAGAGAAAUGCCAGACUUAUAAAAAUAACAGAGAAUCUUUUCUAAACAAUUAUAUCUAUGAAGUUUCCAGAAGGAACCCCUUUGUUUUUGCCCCGACACUUCUAACUGUGGCUGCUCGUUUUGAGGAGAUUACUAAAACAUGUUGUGAAGAACAAGACAAAGCUAACUGCUUUCGAACAAAAGUAGAACCUGUCAUACAAUAUUUAAAAGCAUCAUCUUCUUUUCAAAAAAAUGUCUGUGGGGCACUUAUGAAAUUUGGACUCCAAGUCUUAGAAUCUAUAAAUAUUGCUAUACUUAGUCAAAAAUUUCCCAAGAUUGAAUUUAAGGAACUUACUUCCCUUCUAGAAGAUGUUUCUUCCAAGUACAAUGGAUGCUGUGAAGGGGACGCUGUGCAGUGCAUCCGUGGCAGGAGCAAAGUUAUGAGCCAUAUUUGCUUAAAACAAAAUUUGAUCUCCAGCAAAAUCAAAGAGUGCUGUGAAAAGAAAAUACCAGAGCGUGGAGAGUGCAUAAUUUCCUCAAAUAAAGAUGACAGACCAAAGGACUUGUCUCUAAGAGAAGCAAAAUUUACUGAAAACGAAAAUGUGUGUGAGGAACGAGAUGCUAAUCAAACGAGCUUCAUGGCUGAGUUUCUCUAUGAAUACUCAAGGAGACAUCCGGAACUGUCUACACCAGAGCUUUUAAGAAUCGUUGGCGUGUAUGACGAUCUUCUGAAAGACUGUUGUCACACAGAAAACCCUCCAGACUGUUACCGGCACGCGGAACUGAAAUUCAAUGAGACAACUGAGAAAAGCCUCAAGAUAGUACAACAAGAAUGUGAACGUUUCCAGAAUUUGGGGAAAGAUGACUUGAAAUACUACUACCUUAUCAAACUCACAAAGAUAGUCCCCCAGCUCUCCACUGAAGAACUGACCUUUCUUGGCAAGGAAAUGGUGACAGCCAUGACCACCUGCUGCACACUGAGUGAAGAGUUUGCCUGCGUUGAUAAUUUGGUGGAUUUAGUUCUUGGAGAGUUAUGUGGAAUAAAUGAAAAUCGGAACAUCAACCCUAAUGUGGACCACUGUUGUAAAACCAACUUUGCCUUCAGAAGGCCCUGCUUUGAGGGCUUGGAAGCUGAUAAAGCAUAUGUGCCUCCAACUACCUCUCAAGGCUUAUUUACCUUUCACACAGACUUGUGUCAGGCUCAUAAUGAGGAGCUCCAGAGAAAGAAAGACAGUUUUCUUGUUAAUCUAGUGAAGCUAAAGCCUGGACUUCCAGAUGAAGAGCUGCAAUCAUUGCUUACAGAUUUCACUAACGUGGUGGUCAAGUGUUGCCAAGCAGAGGGGCCUGAAGCCUGCUUUAAUGAAGAGGGCCCCAAAGUGGCAGCCAAAAGCCAGGUUGCUUGAGAAAUAUAAAGGAAAA
Messenger RNA from Hyaena hyaena (striped hyena), 1831 nucleotides. RefSeq names its product afamin (gene AFM). The record is from RefSeq and is a predicted model, not a curated record. Gene Ontology annotation, molecular function: vitamin E binding; zinc ion binding; fatty acid binding. Gene Ontology annotation, cellular component: cytoplasm; blood microparticle. Gene Ontology annotation, biological process: vitamin transport; protein transport within extracellular region. Lineage: Eukaryota; Metazoa; Chordata; Mammalia; Carnivora; Hyaenidae. The transcript is spliced from 14 exons.